CCAGUGAGAGACAGACGUCCAGUUUAAGACGCGACAAUGGCAACCUGGGUGCUCUCUCUCCUUUGUGCUUUCGCAGUUCUCUCGCUUUCCUCUGCCUGUUACAUCCAGAACUGCCCCAGAGGGGGGAAGCGCUCCCUUUCGGAUGCUGUCCCUAGGCAGUGUAUGGCGUGCGGUCCUGGGGAUAAAGGUCAGUGUUUUGGCCCCAACAUCUGCUGUGGAGAAGGACUGGGCUGCCUGAUCGGAUCUCCUGCGACGGCUCGCUGUUUGGAGGAAGAAUAUCUGCCCUCGCCCUGUGAGGCUGGAGGAAAACCUUGUGGAUCUGACGAGGGGCGCUGCGCUGCGCCUGGGGUUUGCUGCGACUCAGACGGGUGUACUCUGGAUUCAGACUGCAUGGAUGGAGGUGAACACGAAGAUAUAGCUGAAAGGAAGAGCUUCCUGGGUGGGUCGCAGGGAGAGCUCCUAUUGCGCAUCCUCCAUCCGGGCAGGGCACGUGGUCCAUACUAAACUUCUACACCUACAUCCGUUAACAAUUACACUCGCAGGGCCUGGAUAAAGCUUACCCACACAAACAUACACUCACAGUGUAUUGCUAACAAAAGUAGAUCCUUUUGUUUUUACC
Clarias gariepinus (North African catfish) is the source of this 619-nucleotide messenger RNA. RefSeq names its product vasotocin-neurophysin VT 2-like. Gene Ontology annotation, cellular component: secretory granule; extracellular region. The transcript has 3 exons. Lineage: Eukaryota; Metazoa; Chordata; Actinopteri; Siluriformes; Clariidae. The record is from RefSeq and is a predicted model, not a curated record. Bases 37 to 504 code for a protein of 155 amino acids. Gene Ontology annotation, molecular function: neurohypophyseal hormone activity.